Molecule: messenger RNA, 3503 nt
Organism: Drosophila pseudoobscura
Lineage: Eukaryota; Metazoa; Arthropoda; Insecta; Diptera; Drosophilidae
Gene: tkv
Product: serine/threonine receptor kinase thickveins
Exons: 3
Coding region: 1262-2791 (509 amino acids)
Biological process (GO): BMP signaling pathway; cellular response to growth factor stimulus; dorsal/ventral pattern formation
Cellular component (GO): plasma membrane; signaling receptor complex
Molecular function (GO): transforming growth factor beta receptor activity, type I; SMAD binding; ATP binding
Source: RefSeq, a predicted model, not a curated record
CCCAUAUAUAUUCUUGUUGAGGAAAAUACGCGUUGAAUCUUUUUUUGAAUCUUCGAAGUUGCGGCCGCGUCGCUCCGUGUUCGAAAUUUGCGUGUGUUGGGUAGGAAAUUCGUGAGAUCUUUGUGAUAAUAUCACAUUCAAAAUAUCGAAAAUAUAUUAUCAAACAAAAAAAUAUAUGGUAUAUUUUUUUACCUGUUGCACAUUCAGUGUUCUGAUAUGUGGUACGCGAUUCGUGGCGUUUGUUUCUGGUGUUUACACUGGAGGGUGUAUAAUUAAUACACACAUGUUUACGGAUAAUAUUAUUAACUAAAAAAUAAAAGGAAAAACGUGUUUCAAUCAAGUCUGUUUCAACAACAAAUGAUCAACAAAAGAACAGAAGAAUAUAUCUAUGUGGAUAUCUAUUAAAAAAUGAUAAAUAGUGUUUAUGUUGUGCUAGUGCUGAUCGAUUAAAACCAAAAAUAGUGCAAAACCAUCUUUGAGAUCCAGCGAAAUAAGAGAGGGGAACGAAAAGGGAUUGAGGAUUGAAUUUCACCUGAUUUGUAUUGCCACCUUUCGUAUAUAAUUAUAAUCAACGUGAUCACGCGCUCACACCAUCCGCACACACACACAGACGCACACACCCACACGCACACACACACAAGAUGAUACAACAACAACAACAACAACAACGUUUCCAACACCAGAUGCAGCAACAACAACGUUAGCAACACUCCAGCCCCAACUCCAAGUCCAACAAAAGCUUCUUGCAUCCGUCUCGCCCGUCCUCCAAGGAUCAAGUUUGGCAAAACCCAUAAUUCUGCGUCGGCUCCAUGGUGUCGCCGGCUUGACCGACGCCGUCGCCAUAGCCCUCCGGGCCCCCUCUGCUGGCUGCUCCUGGUCCCCCCCAACGGGGCGCUAUAAACAAAACCCAAAAGAAGAGAGCAUACGAAUCCAGUUCUUCAGCGCACACAGAUACCUCGUAGAGACAGCGAAAGAGAGAUAGAGAGAGGGAGAUCGUAUUCCCCCCCUUGCCGCCCCCUUCUAGAGAUCCACGAUCUCGUGUGCUUUUGUUUUGCUUUUGUUGCUUCGGCUGCUUCGCGUUUAUUGUUUUGUUGCACAGCCCCAGAAGAGCGGAGAGUAGAGAGUGGAGAGUGGAGAAGAGAGUGUGGAAGGAAGACUCUGUGAAAGGAGAGGAGGAGAAGGAAGAACACAACACCAACAAAGUUGCAUUGCAGCCGCUGCCACAGCCGCUGCCCCGCGCACCGUAUAACAAUCAUCAGACAUGGCGCCGAAAUCCAGAAAGAAGAAGGCUCAUGCCCGCUCCCUGACCUGCUACUGCGAUGGCAGUUGUCCGGGCAACGUAAGCAAUGGAACCUGCGAGACCCGACCCGGCGGCAGCUGCUUCAGUGCCGUCCAGGAGCUGUACGACGAGACGAGUGGAAUGUACGAGGAAGAGCGCACAUACGGCUGCAUGCCACCCGAAGACAAUGGCGGCCUUCUCAUGUGUAAAGUGGCCGCUGUACCGCACCUGCAUGGCAAGAAUAUCGUUUGCUGCGACAAGGAGGACCUUUGCAACCGCGACCUGCAUCCCACGUUCACGCCCAAGAUGACAACGCCGGCCCCGGAGCUGCCUGUGAGCAGUGAGUCCGUGCACACGCUGGCCCUGUUCGCCUCCAUCAUUGUGUGCCUGUCCGUGUUCAUGCUGAUCGUGGCCACCCUCUGCCUGACCUACAAGCGGCGGGAGAAGCUGCGCAAGCAGCCCCGCCUGAUCAACUCCAUGUACAACUCGCAGCUGUCGCCGCUGUCGCAGCUGGUGGAGCAGAGCUCGGGCUCCGGGUCGGGUCUGCCGCUGCUGGUGCAACGGACCAUCGCCAAGCAGAUCCAGAUGGUGCGUCUGGUGGGCAAGGGACGAUACGGCGAGGUGUGGCUAGCCAAGUGGCGGGACGAGCGUGUGGCCGUGAAGACCUUCUUCACCACCGAGGAGGCCUCGUGGUUCCGCGAGACGGAGAUCUACCAGACUGUGCUGAUGCGCCACGAGAACAUCCUUGGGUUCAUUGCCGCCGACAUCAAGGGCAACGGCAGCUGGACCCAGAUGCUGUUGAUCACCGACUACCAUGAGAUGGGCAGCCUGCACGACUACCUCUCCAUGUCGGUGAUCAAUCCGCAGAAGCUGCAGCUCCUUGCCUACUCCCUGGCCUCGGGCCUGGCCCACCUGCACGACGAGAUCUUCGGCACGCCCGGCAAGCCGGCCAUCGCUCACCGGGACAUCAAGAGCAAGAACAUUCUGGUGAAGCGGAAUGGACAGUGCGCCAUCGCCGACUUUGGCCUGGCGGUCAAGUACAACUCGGAGCUGGACGAGAUCCACAUUGCGCAGAAUACGCGCGUCGGCACGCGACGAUACAUGGCCCCCGAGGUGCUCAGCCAGGCCCUCAACGCGCAGCAGUUCGAGGAGUUCAAGCGGGCCGACAUGUACUCGGUGGGACUGGUGCUAUGGGAGAUGGCGCGUCGUUGCUACACCCCCAUUUCGGGCACCAAGACAACAACCUGCGAGGACUACGCCCUGCCCUACCACGAUGUGGUGCCAUCGGAUCCCACGUUCGAGGACAUGCAUGCCGUUGUGUGCGUAAAGGGAUUCCGGCCGCCGAUACCGUCGCGCUGGCAAGAGGACGAUGUCCUGGCCACCAUCUCCAAGAUCAUGCUGGAGUGCUGGCAUCCCAAUCCCACAGUGCGGCUGACGGCCCUGCGCGUCAAGAAGACCCUGGGUCGGCUCGAGGCGGACUGCCUCAUCGAUGUGCCCAUGAAGAUUGUCUAGGCCCUGAGUCCCUGUGGCCCUGUGGCCCUGUGCUGCCCCUUAGUGCAUAUAUUAAAUAUGUCUUGUAGUCUCGUUCUAGGUUUGACCUAAGUUGCAUUUAGUUUCUUCCUGUUUUUUCUGUUGUUUUCAAUCGAAAGAAGAGUCUUGUGCCCUUCCUAGUUAGUCUCUAAUUAUAAGCUGUCUCCAGGUGCAAGGAUGGUUUUGUACUUGAGAGGAUCCUUUCAGAGGUGCCUAUUCUACGGUUUCUUUAAGGGCCGCACUGAUUGUAAGCUAGGAACUGUAGCGAGUAUGUAAUUUAAGAUCUUUGUCAAAUAAGUACCCCAUGCAAAAUCUUUGGUUAGAAAAAUGCUUUAACUAUUUGAGAAAUAUUAUAUGCACAGAAAUACGACAUAUGUAUAUUCGGGAUAUGCGAAGAGACCGACAAAAUCCAUCAAAUUCGAAAUUUACAUCUAACAUAAUAUUAUAAAAGUAUCGUACGAGAGAGUAUAGUUUAUGUGCCAGCUCUUGUACGCAACUACCAAGAUCCGAAGGUACUCCAGCAUGCAUAUAUGUAUAUCUCUUCUGUUUGUAUGUCUAGUGUUUAAGUGAAGUCUUUGCCGAAUUGUGCAAGAUACUAAGUGCUGCCUUAUGUAAAAUCCACAGAAUUAGUUGCCUUAAGACAGAGUGUAAAGACAGAAGCCAGGAAGCGAUGGCCUAAGCCCCCAUUUACAAA